This is a messenger RNA of Mercenaria mercenaria, 3481 nucleotides long. RefSeq names its product toll-like receptor 13. NCBI's taxonomy places the organism in Eukaryota, Metazoa, Mollusca, Bivalvia, Venerida, Veneridae. The coding region runs from base 398 to 2509 and encodes 703 amino acids. The transcript is spliced from 2 exons. The record is from RefSeq and is a predicted model, not a curated record. Gene Ontology annotation, biological process: inflammatory response; immune response; toll-like receptor signaling pathway. Gene Ontology annotation, cellular component: membrane. Gene Ontology annotation, molecular function: transmembrane signaling receptor activity; protein binding.
UUACACGUUUACAUAAUUACUGAGCAGAUAAUGUAGACAUUUUCAAAUAUGAAAUAUAAAUACAUCUUUGUUUACUUCGGCGCAUAGUCUUGUAUAUUAAUAUUUAACCCUAAACAAAAUGUAAAUGUAAAUGGAUUAGUAAUCACAAAGCGGCAUUCUUCGUACGAAUACAACUUAUACACGCUACAUGACUCUCGUUGACUCAAAAUCAUUAACAGGAAGUAAAAUACUGAUACUGCCCGUGAAUUAGCUCUUUUCUUGAUAUUGAAGUAACAAAGACAUUUCAAAUACCACGAGGAAGUAAAGGAUAAAGUGCUUGAAAGUAAUUUGGGAAAUUCAGUUAAAUGAUCGGCAAGGUUUUUACAAGGGAGAAUAAAUCCACGAGAAUUUGGUGAAAAUGGAAACACAUAGAGGAGUGACAAUUUACCUGUUGUUUCUUACGUUGAAACAGAUCACAGACGUCAGCGCAACUGAUAUCGACACAUAUCAGAAGACAAAAUGCAAAACACAACACUUUUAUCAUCGGGUGACUUUAAACUGCAGUCAUCAAAACCUUACCUAUAUCCCAAAGACUGAGAACUUCGUGCAAAACCUGAUAUUUGGGUACAAUUUUUUAACAAAUGUCACGUCGGGAACAUUUACAAAUAUCAGCAACCCGGCUGAUUUGAUAGAGCUUCAACUCGACCAUAACGACAUCAAGAACAUUUCAUCAGAAGCUCUUCAUACGUUUACAAAAUUGAAAUACUUGUAUUUAUCAAACAAUCCUAUAGACUACAACAACUUAAAAGAUUUCUUCGGCUCUUUGGCAACAUUGAAGUUUCUUUCGCACUUGAGAUUGAGCGACAUACCCACUAUUACACUAGAUAAGGAUUUAUUUUCACUGCUGGAAGAAAAUCGAAUUGGAACGUUGGAAGUGAAAUUCUACAAGUUGACAAAAUUUUCAAUGGACAUGUUUAGAAAUUUUAACAAUUUGAGAAGUCUUUAUCUAAGAGACAAUCAAAUUGUGGAGCUGAUUUUAUCUAAACAUAAGAAUUUGCAGUCUUUAUACAUCGACCACAAUAAUCUGAGAGUAUUCCCUAAUUUUUCAUUAAGUGGAAAUGAUUCAGACUGCUAUUUGCCAGACUUGGAAGUUCUCAAUGUCCAAAGCAACAGUAUAGAUGCCCUUAGUCCGAACAAUUUCAAAUGUCUGCAGAAAUUACAAAAUCUUAAACUUGGUGGAAAUCCUAUUAAAGUAUUGCGGAACAACGUCUUGUCAAAGUUACCUAAUCUUGAUUUGUUGCAGUUGAGGUAUUUGAGAGCAGGAAGUUUAUUGAUUGAACCAUUUGCUUUCAAUUCAACAUCACUCAAAAAGCUUAAGUUCGGAUUAGGAAGUAGAGCUAGAGACGUUUUCGUUUCUUUCAAUGACACAUUUAAGUUUUUGCCAAAUUUGAAGCAUUUGGUGAUAUAUCGAAUCAACAUGCUAGAAGUAACAAGUGAACAAUUAGCAGGUCUAUUUAAUCCCCUCACUAGUCUUACAUUUUUCAGUUGUUUUGCGUGUCAAAUUUCACAGGAUCCAAAAUUCAUCUUGACUAAUAUGAAAUCUGUAAGUAAUAUUGGUCUGCAAGGCAAUCUGAUUAAAACAUUAAGUGGAGAAACGUUUGCGAAAAACAAGUAUUUGAAAUUUCUCAAUUUAAGAUAUAACCAAAUAGGCCACAUAAAGGAGUCAGCCCUUUCAAGAACACUUUUAGGAAGAUUACAUCAAUUAGAUCUCAGUAAAAAUCCCUUUGUGUGUGACUGUGAACUUGAAUGGUUUAUUAACUGGCUGGAAACUAAACCGAAAGGGACAAGAGUCGAAAAGUAUCCACACGGCUACAUAUGCUUCGGACCGGCGGGAAUGUCUAAUAAACUGCUGUCAGAAGUGACUUUCACCUACAGAGAAUGCCACCCAUGGAGUCCUUGGAUUUGGACCGCCCUUAUUGCUUCGCCUUGUACCAUUGUGAUAGCCAUUAUCGGUAUUCUACUCUACAGAAAUAGAUGGAAUAUUAAGCAUUAUAUCUAUUUGUUACGAAAGAGAAGACGCUACAAGACAAUACCCGGAAAUGACUACGAGUUCGAUGCCUUUGUCGCCUAUAAAGCAGAGGAUUCCGAAUGGGUACACGGUAGGCUACUUCCGGUUCUUGAAGAUGAAAUUGGGUUGAAAUUAUGCAUUCAUGAACGAGAUUUUAAACUAGGAGUGUUUAUAAACGACAAUAUUAUCAGCAAUAUAGACGCUAGUGAGAAAAUGAUUCUGAUUCUUUCGAAUUCCUUUGCACGUAGUGGAUGGUGUAUGUUCGAGCUGAAAGUUGCGCAUACUAAACUCAUUGAAGAAGAAAAAGAAUUGGUGAUUAUUCUCUUAGAGAAAAUAGAUGCAAAAAACAUGAAAAAUUCUAUCAAAGUUCUUUUAAAUACGACGACUUAUAUAGAAUGGACAGAGGAUCAGGUGGGACAAGAACUGUUCUGGACGAAACUUAAAAAUGUUCUUAAAAAGUGAAAAUAUCUGAGAUGUAGCAUAUGAUAAAUAUAUAAAAAGGUCCGUACAAAGUAUAGCGCACAACCAAACAGAACAAUAACAGACGGUAUAGGGUCUGUUUACGAGUGGUUAUUAAAAAUAUGUAACAAUUCUCAAGCCCCAAUCACUGACUGAUGCGGAAUUCUAUGUUUUUGUUUGUUUGUUUGUGUUGGGUUUAACGCCGUUUUUCAACAGUAUUUCAGUCAUGUAACGGCGGGCAGUUAACCUAACCAGUGUUCCUGGAUUCUGUACCAGUACAAACUUGUUCUCCGCAAGUAACUGCCAACUUCCCCACAUGAAUUAUCAGAGGUGGAGGACUAAUGAUUGCAGACACAAUGUCGUUUAUCAAAUAGUCACGGAGAACAUACGCCCCGCCCGAGGAUCGAACUCGCGAUUCUAUGAUACAUAAACAUGGAAUGGACUGAGUGAUCCAAAAGGGCAAGAAAAUACUUACCGUGAAAUAAUAAUAGUUCGUGGAGAAUAUUUUGUUGACUUUGUCCUUUCAUCAAUCCGCGAAAAUUAAUCACAACAAACUUAUACAAUUCGUUAUGCCUACGGAAAUUAACGAUUUUUACAGUGUUGAUAUUGACAACAACCUAUAAUAAUAAAUCUUAAAAAUAAAACGAAACGGAGGAAGGUAUGUAGUACGUACGUACGUACGUGUGCUUUUGGGUGGUGUGUGUUCAAGUUUAACGUUCAACAUGUUUUCAGGCAUAUAAACGACGGUGUCUAGUUUUAGCAGUGAGCUCAAUUGCUGUCACACUAAUAUCACGCCGGAGUCACGUGUCGCAAUACCCCACCCAGUCACAUUAUACCGCUGUACCACUAGGCUACCGUUGCGGUAAAUCGAGAAAGGGGUAGUUAAAUUUGUAAAUGAUAUUGGUAAUAUAUACUAUAUUUGAUUUUAAUUUCAACAAAUAUGAUAGCGUUAAGUAAGCCAUAACGAUAUAUAUA